Pseudozyma flocculosa PF-1 is the source of this 135-nucleotide messenger RNA. RefSeq lists its product as uncharacterized. The record is from RefSeq and is a predicted model, not a curated record. NCBI's taxonomy places the organism in Eukaryota, Fungi, Basidiomycota, Ustilaginomycetes, Ustilaginales, Ustilaginaceae. The coding region runs from base 1 to 135 and encodes 44 amino acids. The transcript has a single exon.
AUGGACGCCAUCUUCAACGUUGUUGCCCCUACCGUCGUCGGCGCCGCCGAGACCCAGGAGGCUCCGGUCAACUACGAGAUCCGCAAGCCCGGCCAGCAGUGGCAGGACCGCGGCUCUUUCUGCACCAUCGCCUAA